AUGGAUGGCUACCUGGGUGUAGCUCCAGACAAGCGCCAUGGAUCAGAAGAGGAAUGGUUGGGAUGGUCUGCUGCUUUGGAUAGCAGUGUGGCAGGAGGGGUAAGUACAUUGUGCCAGUUGCUGAUUCUGUGCCAGAACUCCUGGCAUAUUGCAUUGAAUCUGGUGUUUAAUUACUCGCUCCACUCUUGGCCCACAAGGCCUGGUUGGCUGGGCUGAAACUCCGAUGUGGCAGCAAUCUUGGACGCACAACACAAUAUUUGAGGCAUCAGGUGAGAAUAUCUCCUACUCAGAAGCUGUGUGCUCCAGUUGGGAUCUGGAUAUCCCCCACAGGUCCAAGGAGUUAGUAAUGGGGCUAUGAGAGCUGGCAUUGAGUUGCGUAUUCAGCGCCUGGAGAUCAACUGCUAUUCCACUCCACUGGUGCAGCACACCCGACAGGCCUCAGAGUCAGAUAGAUCAUUGAAUUCAAGAAGAUGUACCAGUCGGUAA
Pelobates cultripes (western spadefoot toad) is the source of this 486-nucleotide messenger RNA. NCBI's taxonomy places the organism in Eukaryota, Metazoa, Chordata, Amphibia, Anura, Pelobatidae. The record is from the annotation of a GenBank genome assembly.